Molecule: messenger RNA, 2463 nt
Organism: Linum tenue
Lineage: Eukaryota; Viridiplantae; Streptophyta; Magnoliopsida; Malpighiales; Linaceae
Source: the annotation of a GenBank genome assembly
AGCAAAUAGAUUAUUGUAAAUUUGUACUAGCGGGGCUCCAAGAUGUGGAUUGCCAGUUCGCCAAAUCCAAUCCAACUGAAUUUUUGCUUCCAAUCUUCCCGCUGCUCUGCCCUUUCCUACUUCUGAUCGACAACCCAUUCAUUCGACCCGGUGCUUUGGGCUCUGCCAUCUUCCUUCGCCUCUCUCAGUAUGCCGUCUCGGAGAUCUGGGACGCCGGCGUUUGUCCUGUUGCUUCUUGUGAUCUCCCUCUCCUUUUGCACAUCAAGUUCCGAGCUUGAUUCUCGAUGGGCAGCUAAGAAGCUGGAGAUGCGAGAUAAGGUCCGAGAGAUGUUCUAUCAUGCUUAUGAAAACUACAUGACCUACGCGUUUCCGCAUGAUGAGCUGAAGCCUCUUACCAAGUCAUACACAGACUCUCUAAGCGAGCUUGGGAAUCUCAAGCUUGAGCAUUUGCCUACAGAUUACAGUGGCUCGGCCCUUACACUCAUUGAGUCAUUAUCUAGCCUUGUUAUAAUGGGAAACAACACAGAAUUUGAAAGGGCAGUUGGUUGGCUGUCGAAGAAUUUGUCAUUUGAUGUUGAUGCCAGGGUAAACCUUUUUGAGUGCAAUAUAAGAGUUCUCGGAGGGCUUGUUUCUGCUCAUAUUCUUGCAUCUGACUCGAAGAAUCGGUUGAUUCAAGGUUCUUAUGAUAAUGAAUUGCUGGGUCUGGCUGAAGAUUUGGGCCGGCGUUUCUUACCUGCAUUUGAUACACCAACUGGUUUGCCUUACGCCUGGGUCAACUUGAAGUAUGGAGUCAUGGAAGGUGAAACUACUGAAACUAGCACUUCAGGGUGUGGUUCUCUCAUACUUGAAAUGGGAGCACUGUCACGAUUAACUGGGGACCCAAGAUAUGAAUUUGCAGCUUUACGGGCUCUGAGGAAGUUGUGGAGUAUGCGUAGUUCAUUGAACUUAUUCGGAACAACUCUAGAUGUGAUGACUGGAGAGUGGAUUGAGCACUCUUCUGGGAUUGGAGCUGGGGUUGAUUCUUUCUACGAGUAUCUAGUCAAGGCUCAUAUUCUAUUUGGAAAAGAUGACUACUGGAGAAUGUUCCAGUCAGCUUAUCUAGCUGUGCAGAAAUACUUCAGACAUGGCUCAUGGUACCAUGAAGCUGAUAUGAGGAGUGGAAGAGCAACUUAUUGGCAGCUGACAAGCCUUCAAGCAUUUUGGCCUGGUCUACAGGCAAGUUUUUCCUUGAUUCAGCAUCACUUUCCAUGGUUCUUGUGGGGGAUGUCCGAGCUGCGAAUUCCUCCCAUCGAGAGUUCUUUUCUGUCUGGGAAAAGUAUGGGGUGCUACCAGAAAGAACUGAGGAAACCUAAUGAGAUAAUAAUUUUCAGGUAUUUGCUGGAUUAUCAGACUGUGCACCCUACAGAAAAGUAUUAUCCACUGCGUCCUGAAUUGGCCGAGUCCACAUUUUACUUAUAUCACGCGACUAAAGAUCCUUUUUAUAUAGAGGUGGGCGAAGCAAUUGUUAACUCUCUCAACUUCUACACUAAAGUUGAGGGAGGAUUUGCUAGCAUUCGAGAUGUCACAACUAUGCAAAGGGAAGAUCACCAGCAUAGUUUCUUUCUCGCAGAAACGUGCAAGUAUCUGUAUCUUCUCUUUGAUGAUUCGUUUUUAGCUGGUAGAAACUAUGUGUUUACAACUGAGGGUCACCCUCUCCCAGUGCUAAGUGAUUGGCAUGAUCGACUUCCAGAAGCCUACAUCCCAUCGAAUUGGACCUAUGUCAAGAGUCGGAUGCCAACGGAACGAGCAAGUGCGAUGUCACUGCAAGUAUGUCCUGCAACAAGCUUGAGUCUGGGAGAAGGCCAGCAGCCAAUCGAGAGCGUCUGCCACGUCGUUGAUGCCCGCGGGGACCACCGGUGUCUGAGAGACGAGGAGUGUGGGGUCGAUGCAACCUCCUGCAGAAGCAGAUCGUGUAGCAUUGCUGGAUACUGUGGGUUGUGGCUGUUGGUAUAGCGCGCACACAUCGAUGAGAUUAGAUGACCGCCAUAUAUACAUACAUUCUUUGAAGAACACUAACAUGGUUAGCAGUUAUUUAACAGGGAAACCACAGAGCUCAGAAAGCAAUCAAAGAGCAAUGAAAUGGCAUUUGUAGAAGGGUUAAAGGGAUUAUUGCUGGGCGCAGGUAUAGAAAAAGAGUGGAUUCUUGUUUUUCGCAAGCGGCAUACACUAUAGCUAGAGCAGGGUCAGAAUGCAGACAUUCCAGUGGAUUUAAAUCUGAUCUGUGGUCUUACAAGAAGGGGAUGUUUCAUUUGUUCUUCAUCAAUUAUCAUCAUCAUCCUCAAUGCUACAUUCGAAGGGUCUCUUCGGCCCUUGCAGUGAAGAAUUCUUGUGCAGUGAGUUGAAGUUAGAUCAUUUACCAUUUCCAUUUCCAUCUUGCUACAAUCAUCGAUGAACAAAGAACAGAUUAUCAGACAUUUCUCAGUG